CUCUUCCUCUCUUGCCACUUUAAUUCUCAAAUGACACCAGCUGAUGUUUCUCUUCUCCUGGAACACCUUUCUUCCUUAAGAACAACUGGCCUAGUGGUUCAGAGCCUCCUGCUCUCCCCACUGUUAUUCCUUCAACUUUAUUUUGAGUGGCAGUAGAAGUCAAAAUCUCUUGGAGUGAAUAGCUGGUGGGGCAUUUUGACGCCUGGACAAUGCACCAUGUCUUUGUGCAAUCCUGGAAUGGCUUUGGGUUUUGACACCCAGCUGAAAUGCAGCACCCCUGUCUCAGUCCAGGGGGGUCCUUUCUCUGCUUUUGGUUUCCUUCCUCGCACAAGUCGGUCUGUCCCCUUACUGAACCAAGAGGAGUUGGUGGAGAGCUUGGAUGGGAGCCCCUAUGACUUGAAUGACCUUCUCAGCCCUGGUCUGCUUGAGAGCAGCAACUGCUCCAUGCCAGACUCACAGCUGGUUAAGAGGAUAGUGUUGCAAGUAGAAUUCUACCUCUCAGAUGAGAACUUGUCCAAGGAUGCUUUCCUCCUGAAGCAUGUGCAGAAGAACAAGAUGGGGUUUGUGAGCAUCAAGCUCUUGACAUCUUUCAAAAAGGUGAAAUAUUUAACCAGAGACUGGCGGGUGACCCUCUAUGCUCUGCAGUUCUCAGAGCUGCUGGAAGUCAAUGAGGAAGGGACAAAAGUGAGGAGGAAGAAACCCAUCCCAGAAUAUCUUGUGAACAUUCCUCCAAGCAAAAUGCUCCUGGCCUGGAAUGUCCUCCCCCAGGAACAAACAGUUCCUGCCUCACUCUUAUUCCAGGCAACCUUCCUUGACAAGAUCACCAAGCUAUUCAGCCCCUUUGGUGACAUCGUCUCCAUUCGCAUCCUUCGGCCUGGCAAGAAGCUCCCUUCAGAUGUGAAGAAGUAUUCAUCACGGUACCCUGAGCUCUUAACCAAGUGCUGUGCCUUAGUCGAGUAUGAGAGUUUGGAGAAUGCCCGGAAGGCUUUUGAGGAGCUGGGCCACAGCCAGGUCUCUUCUCUGGGGCAGGCUGUCAAAGUGGUCAGCCUCUCUGGAAGAGGUUCCAAAAAGAAGAGCACAGCCAAUCAGGAAGAUGGCGAGGAGAUGGAGAAGCCUUCGAGGAAGUGGGCCAGCCUGUUGCCAGAAGGCCUCCAGCAUGCUCUCGAAGACUCCUUCUUCUACAGCUCAUCCACGGAGUCAGACAGCACCCCAGUUUCCACUCCCAUCCUGCCUCGGAAUUUCCUUUCUGCUCCCGUGUGGCCCACCACCAGCCUCUAUAACUCUGCCAGCCUGGCCUUCAAACCAAACUUCUUCAGUAUCCCAUAUGCUGGCCCUCUCCCACUGCACAAGUCACUGGCUCGGCCCUUCUGCCCCUUGCCUCUCACCACCCCCAAGCUGGGCAACAACACUUCUGAAUUGAAAAUGCCAUCUGACUCUUGCUGGGACAGUGGGGUGGGUUCUGAGAUCCUGUGGUCGCCCAUGCCACGAGGACCGGCCUGGACUCAAUCCUUCCACGUGAAACCAGAGCCCUUGAGCUCAAUGCCUGCUACCAAAAGGAUGUCUGAACCGUUUGGCAUCCGGCCAGGAGUGAUCCGCCUCCCUCGAGGGCCAGAUGGUACCAGGGGCUUCUACAAUACCAUUGGGCGGGGAAAAUUUGUCUUGCGACACUAAGCUUUGUGACCUUCUGUGGGGGUCCACCCUUGAUAUAGGGUCCAUGUACCACUGUUUGGUGGCUUUAAAGCCAAAGGAGCCAGAGGUCUGACCUGUGUAGGGCUGUAGAGGGGUCUAUGGUGAAGAGCUGGCUUGCACAUUGAGAGGCUGCUUGUACCAAAUGACAUGUAGAUUUAUUUUUAAUCUCCCUCGGUUUGCCUUUCGUCUUCCUGUUUGGUUUCCAGGCUAUCUUUUUUCCCCUUAAGUCUUAGGACCCUCGUGCUUCAGGGGGUCCCAACCAGUACUUCUGCUUGCAAGAUGUAGCUGUCUGACCUAGUAAUGGGGGCGGUGGUCUUCAUUGCCACCUCUUUUCUUUUCUGGAACUCGACCUUUUGCAUUGAUUAUGUGGUACAAUGAAUACGGAGCAUGAAUGAUGAAAUGGAGCACACUGAGGCAGAUCUGUGGAUACAAUUAGAUUCGGAAUAAUUGCCUUGUAAUGCUGUGAGAAACUGAAAAGAACUGCUGGCCAAAAAAAAAAAAAGAGCCAAUAAAGAAUGUGGAACUAUUCCAAAGA
This is a messenger RNA of Hemicordylus capensis (graceful crag lizard), 2224 nucleotides long. RefSeq names its product la-related protein 6-like. Gene Ontology annotation, molecular function: mRNA binding. Gene Ontology annotation, cellular component: nucleus. The record is from RefSeq and is a predicted model, not a curated record. The coding region runs from base 217 to 1671 and encodes 484 amino acids. NCBI's taxonomy places the organism in Eukaryota, Metazoa, Chordata, Lepidosauria, Squamata, Cordylidae. The transcript is spliced from 4 exons. Gene Ontology annotation, biological process: RNA processing.